GGUGGCAUGGUAAUCUUUCCGCGAUGCGGACACAUCGUGGUCGCCUUCUAGUAGUUAUACGGCUGGUAGAGCAGUUUACAUCUAAAAUAUAGAUGUGUAUCAAAGUGUUGUGGUAAGUGUUUAUAUGGUUGAAGAAACAGUCGUCGUAUAGUUAUAUUGAAAAUGCCAUCAGCCUCAAUUAACAUCACAACCGAGACCACGUCAAUGACCUAAUCUAAUUGGUAUUCUACCUUAACCUUUUAAGUCGGCGUCUGCAGCCACUCCUGAUCUUAGUUGAGUUGCCCGAGGUCGUCGGAGAUGUUCAAUGUAUUCGGUCGAUAGGUUGGGUUCGCCUGUAGAGUGUUUUCUAGAGACAAGAUCCAGCCUCAGCCUGCCUGAUGAAUCUUACAGAGUCACCAUCUAUAAAAUAUGCUCAUUUGCCGUCUUUGCUUCCAAUCGUCAGUGAUAUUGAACUGCUAUGGCUCCUUCCAUUGCUCCCUGGGGAUACAGGCACAAAUACAGUGGCUUCCCCCAAACCCUCCACCUUUCCGCGGGGUAACGAGCAGCUGGCCAAUCAUAAGCCGUUUCUCCUCUAUCCUCCCAUAAACUUCGGCCUUAAUUCCGUGAUUAGUCAGUAUUUAGUCAGAUGUUAAAGUGGCGCGCGCUAGUAACGCGUCUGGCGCGUCUCGUCGCGUCUCUUUUGGUGGUGGCUGGAAAGAAGAAAAUGCAAGCAAAAGAAAGACGCUGAUAGAGAAGAAACAAACCAACCACCGCAGGUGGAAAAGCGAGGGCUGGACAAAGAGAGGGCAAUUGAUAAUGGACAGGAGCUCUCUGUGCCUGCUUUCCUGUCUUGUUGGUGCUUCGGAGCUGUAUUACGGAUACAUCCUGCUCACUUCAACUGAUAGUCGCAGCCCAGCAUGAGCCUCAGGCCCAUCGAGCAGGCGUUGGCCAGCCUUCUGCCCGCGCUCGCAGAGGAUCUCCCUCGUGAGCUGCUGAAUCUUGCGUCUUCCCUGCUCACCCAGUCUCGGAGCUGUGGUGCGACUCUCAAGCCGGAGAUGGAAAUUGCCAGGCCGUAUGCGUGUGCGGAAAUCGCCUGCAAGAGAUUAGCCAGGACGUUGAAACUUCCAUCACCUAUCAGCCGUCCACCUUGCCCUCCCAGAGUGUACAAGAAGCUCUACGCGCAUCUCGAACAGUCCCUGCAAAGCUCGUCGGUCAGCUCCAAGCGCCAGAAUGCAGAAGCCCAAGCACAGAAACGCGCAUCUACCAGAAUACAGAACAAAGCUACAGCUUCUCCGGCCUUACCUACACCUACAGCCACAUCGUCAGCGAUCUCAUCUCCUAGACAGGCUAAAAAUUCGGGGAAUGGUCGGAAUAAUGUAUCGUCAAAGCUGGUGACGGGCAGUUCGCCUGCCGUGGAGCUGCCUCAGUGGACAAUGGGACAAAUCAGGACGAUAUGCAAGACGUUUCCUUCUCUCACGCGAGCAAAGGAGAUCCCAUCACCUAGCACAUUUGCCUCCACUCUUCCACCACAUGUAUACGCCGGCCUUUGCUCAGUUCUAUCAUUUAUCUCAGCUUCAGAGGGACGUCUUACAGAAAAAUGGCAGGAUCUCGUCUCACCCGUCUUAUCACUCGGGAAAGGGCAGGAUGAUCCUGAAGCAUUGAAGGUGACGAAUGAGAGGGUGACAACAUUGAGCAUUGCCAUUUAUUUCGUUGUCUACACCCGGCGGAUUGGGAUGGUAUACGAUGCAGAGGCACAACACUACCCCAACAAGCCGAUGACAGAAGUGAAUGAGACAGACAUGGAAGAAACGAUAGGCCGCGCAUUAGACAGCGUUGGUCUCCCCCGGCUGGUAAAUGGCCGUGAACAAUACUCUAUGGAGGUCGAUGCAUGGCUUAUGAUCAUGCUUGAGAUGGGCUGGGCCAUUAAUCAAGAGUGGUUUGAAAACAUUCCUUUACCAACUACAGACGAGAUUGAGGCCUAUAAUCAGAAAAACAAGAGAAGAAAGAGAGGUUUCGGUGAGGAUUCCGAUUUUGAAGAAGACGAUGAAGAGAUACUCAGUCCCAAGCGGAAGAUGGUGAAGAGCAGGAAUGCGGAUGUUGGAAGAAGACAUCUGACGUCGGGAGAGCAGAAUCACUGUGGUGACACACUGCUACCUGGACUAGGCACAAUGAUGCAUCCUCAGGUUGACUGGCUGAGUGAAGACAAGAGAUACUCGUAUGGAACGUGGAGGGACCGCAUAAUGAUGUGGAUAGAGCAGGUGGAGAUCUCAGGUUGA
Trichophyton rubrum CBS 118892 is the source of this 2255-nucleotide messenger RNA. RefSeq lists its product as uncharacterized. Gene Ontology annotation, cellular component: nuclear origin of replication recognition complex. Gene Ontology annotation, molecular function: DNA binding. The transcript is spliced from 2 exons. Lineage: Eukaryota; Fungi; Ascomycota; Eurotiomycetes; Onygenales; Arthrodermataceae. Bases 897 to 2255 code for a protein of 452 amino acids. Gene Ontology annotation, biological process: DNA replication. The record is from RefSeq and is a predicted model, not a curated record.